Corticium candelabrum is the source of this 1070-nucleotide messenger RNA. Its product is annotated as E3 ubiquitin-protein ligase SIAH1-like. The record is from RefSeq and is a predicted model, not a curated record. NCBI's taxonomy places the organism in Eukaryota, Metazoa, Porifera, Homoscleromorpha, Homosclerophorida, Plakinidae. Gene Ontology annotation, molecular function: zinc ion binding; ubiquitin conjugating enzyme binding; ubiquitin protein ligase activity. Gene Ontology annotation, biological process: proteasome-mediated ubiquitin-dependent protein catabolic process; multicellular organism development. Gene Ontology annotation, cellular component: cytoplasm. The transcript has a single exon. Bases 41 to 913 code for a protein of 290 amino acids.
ACACGCAGUGUCUGCUUUUUUCCUCAUGAGCGUCGAAUGAAUGGCGAAACCCAACCGACGUGGCGCCUUUGUGGCAGCAAUGCCUAUCAAGGAUGAGCGCAUGAUGGGGGCCCACGAUGGGGACGACGGUGCGGCCCUGGUCGCCAUCCCUGCGGCCAAACACGACUUGGCGUCGCUCUUCGAGUGUCCAGUCUGUUUCGACUACGUUCUUCCACCGAUACUACAGUGUAACAGCGGUCAUUUGGUGUGUUCUCAGUGCAGACCGAAGUUGGCAUGUUGUCCGUCUUGUCGCGGACCUCUUCCCGUCGUCCGCAAUCUGGCAAUGGAGAAAGUCGCCGAGACGGUCACCUUUCCGUGUAGGUACCGCAUGGCCGGCUGUCCACAGCUGCUACAUCACACGGAAAAGCGAGGACACGAGGAGAUUUGUGAGUACAGACCCUACGUCUGUCCUUGUCCUGGAGCGUCGUGUAAAUGGCAGGGAGCACUGGAGGAUGUGUUGAGACACAUCGAGGAGACACACAAGUCGAUUACGACUCUCGUUGGGGAGGACAUUGUGUUUCUAGCGACCGACAUUACUCUGGCUGGGUCAGUGGAUUGGGUGAUGAUGCAGUCGUGUUACGGUCACCAUUUCAUGCUCGUCUUAGAGAAACAAGAACGAAGCGACAUAUCACAACAAUUCUACGCCGUUGUUCAGAUCAUCGGGUCGAAGCAAGUGGCUGAAAACUUCACUUACAAACUGGAAUUAAACGGUAGAGGCAAACGACUCGUGUGGGAGGCCGUACCCCGAUCGGUACACGAUGGGGUCGCCUCUGCUGUUCAGGAAUCAGAUUGCCUCUCUUUCGAUGGCGGCACUGCAAGGCACUUUGCAGAGAAUGGUAAUCUGGGAAUUAACGUGACCAUUUAUAGAAAGUAGGCGGAUAACAUAGUGCGCUAUAUUUGGAAUCAAUAAUUUGAACGAGGAAAUGGCAACGAUGCAGUUGCGUGUAGGACUUACGGUUUCUGAAAUAUAGUAUUUGUGUAAUAGAGCAGUAUAUAGUUGCAGUCAACAGUGAGAUAUGCUUCAGACUCUC